This is a messenger RNA of Toxotes jaculatrix (banded archerfish), 2645 nucleotides long. It is a transcript of the gene coq8ab, whose product is annotated as coenzyme Q8A, genome duplicate b. Gene Ontology annotation, biological process: ubiquinone biosynthetic process. Lineage: Eukaryota; Metazoa; Chordata; Actinopteri; Toxotidae. The record is from RefSeq and is a predicted model, not a curated record. Bases 294 to 2099 code for a protein of 601 amino acids. Gene Ontology annotation, cellular component: extrinsic component of mitochondrial inner membrane. The transcript is spliced from 16 exons. Gene Ontology annotation, molecular function: kinase activity.
AGCGACUGACAGUCGGCCCGACCAGUGCGGAGGUUUGUUGAUACUCGGGGCUAGCGGCCGAACUUUGCCUCAUUGGCCCGUGUUUGUUAAACUCCCCCCGGGGUCGCCUGGGGGAGAAUUUGCAUGUCCUUCAGCGUGUCGCCCGCCUUGCCGCCGCGCUGGAGUUGAGGUGUUUACGAGAAACUGUGUCAAGUCAAAUCAAGGUGAACGGCGACUUGCGCUACAGUUGGACAAUGCUCGCUGCAUGCUAACGGUACUGAGAGGUCUUCUGUUGGUCUGAACAGGACAACACCAUGACAGGUGACACGGUGGUCUGGAGGGGUCUGACCUGGAUGAAGCAGGCGGCCGGCAGAGCCACGCCAGGCGGCCUGCCCCGCACCGGGAACCAGAGGCUGGUAAACUUCCAUCACGCCGCCGGAUCAGCAAGGGAGACGUUCAGCAGACAGCAGGAAGUCUGCGUCCGCAGAACCACAGCAGCGCUUCACAGAUAUUCGACUAUGGGGGCUUGUUUCAGCACUUGUUUCACUGGAAGUGUAAACGGUGGACAGGGUACCUGCGGUGGCAGACCCAGCACUAAACACCUGAAAUACCACAGGGACUGGUCAAGUCAGCUGUUCACCAGACAGACGAGGUUAUUUAACCAGGACAACUCCACAGUGGGGCGGCUGACAUCGGAGGACAUCGAUAAAGCCAGAAACACCAAGAAAACAGAUGUCAAGCAACAUAAGCAAGUGCUCAGUGAAAGAGCCAGAGAGAGGAAGGUGCCAGUCACACGGAUAGGAAGGCUGGUGAAUUUUGGAAGUCUGGCUGUUGGACUUGGCAUCGGGGCAAUCGCUGAAGUGGCAAAGAAAAGUUUAAAACCCCAACAAGAAGGUGAUAAGAAAGCCAUAUUGGAUUCAAGUGCCUUCCUCUCUGAAGCCAAUGCUGAAAGAAUCGUCCGGACACUCUGCAAAGUCCGAGGUGCUGCUCUGAAACUUGGCCAGAUGCUCAGUAUUCAAGAUGAUGCCUUUAUCAACCCUCAGUUGGCCAAAAUCUUCGAGCGUGUUCGACAGAGCGCUGACUUCAUGCCCACUAAACAGAUGAUGAAAGCCAUCAGCAGUGACCUCGGCCCAAACUGGAGAGACAAACUGGAGUACUUUGAGGAGAAGCCAUUUGCAGCCGCUUCCAUCGGUCAGGUGCAUUUAGCGAGGCUGAAGGACGGCAGAGAGGUGGCCAUGAAGAUUCAGUACCCCGGAGUUGCCAAGAGUAUCGACAGUGACGUGAAUAAUAUCAUGACUGCUCUGAGUUUAAGCAACGCGCUGCCUGAAGGUCUGUUUCCUGAGCACCUCAUUGAGGUCAUGAGCCGUGAGCUGGCGCUGGAGUGUGAUUACAUAAGAGAGGCAAAAUGUGCCAAAAAAUUCCAAGAGCUGCUGAAAGAUCACCCCUUCUUCUAUGUGCCUGAUGUAAUUGAUGAGCUGAGCAGCCAGCAUGUCCUCACCACGACGCUGGUGCCUGGUUUCCCUCUGGACCAGGCCACUGACCUCUCUCAGGAACUCAGGAAUGAGAUUUGUGAGCAAAUCUUGAUUUUAUGCCUGAGGGAGCUUUUUGAGUUCAGAUACAUGCAGACUGAUCCAAACUGGUCCAACUUCUUCUUUGAUCCGCAAGCUCACAAGGUCGCGUUGUUGGAUUUUGGAGCCACGCGAGGAUUUGAUAAGAGCUUCACUGAUACCUACAUUGAGAUUAUUAAGGCAGCUGCAGAUCAGGACAGAGAAGGCGUCCUGCAGAAAUCCAGAGACAUGAAGUUUCUCACAGGAUACGAGUCAAAGGCGAUGGAGGACGCCCACGUGGACGCAGUGAUGAUCCUCGGGGAGGCCUUCUCCUCCUCCAAGCCCUUUAACUUUGGAGCUCAGAGCACCACGGAGCGCAUCCACAGCCUCAUCCCCGUGAUGCUGAGGGAGCGACUGACGCCGCCUCCCGAGGAAACCUACUCCCUCCACAGAAAGAUGGGCGGCUCCUUCCUCAUCUGCUCCAAACUCAAAGCCAAAAUACCCUGCAAGAACAUGUUCCAGGAGGCCUACAGCAACUACUGGAAAGACGGACGCCAUGAGUCAACACACUAGCUGAAGACCAGCUUCCCAGAAAGCAUGUUCCACCCAGGAGUUUAUUGUGUUGCUUGUGGUAUGUUGAACAAUUUAACUCUCACAUUCUCGCCUGUGAAGAUAUUUUUCGGUAGCCUGGGCCAGACAAUGUCCACGUUACCUAGUUUAAUGUUUUUUACUUGUCUAAUCUAUUGACUCGUCAAGUAAACUGAUAUGAGCAUGUGAAAGAAACAGUCAGAUCAGUGUCUGUCUGUUAAGAACAAUUUCAUAUUGGUGUGCUUCAUAUUCCAUUUCUCAUCUCAACCAGGACCUCCAUCCAGACUAACUCUACAUUAAAUAUUAUGCGUGAAGAUUAAUUGUACGUAUUGUUAGAACAGCUGUGUUGUGCGUACUGUGCAACCUAAUAAUUCUGUGCCUGUAUGGUUUGAGGAACUGACCAUCUGACCCGGGAUCGUCAGUUCAAAUAAAUUAACUCUGAUGUUGCAAAAACAAAUCGGCAUCAAAGAUUCAUACAAUUCUGAGACUGCACAUUGAAUUGUGUUAGAGAAAAAGAAACUUUUGUGAAAG